Messenger RNA from Chenopodium quinoa (quinoa), 1522 nucleotides. Its product is annotated as protein MIZU-KUSSEI 1-like. The record is from RefSeq and is a predicted model, not a curated record. NCBI's taxonomy places the organism in Eukaryota, Viridiplantae, Streptophyta, Magnoliopsida, Caryophyllales, Amaranthaceae. The transcript has a single exon. Bases 578 to 1384 code for a protein of 268 amino acids. Gene Ontology annotation, biological process: hydrotropism.
UUUGAUCAAUAAUACCCUUAUAAGUAAAAAAAUUAUAAUAAUAGAAUAUGAGACGGCCUAGUCUCACUCUUUCAAAAGAAAAAUAGUUAUUAAAUAUUAAUGUAUUUAAUAAUUACCCACAAAACUUAUAUGCAUAUACUGAUCGAUCGAUAAGGAGGGUGUUAAUGGUGCUCAAAUAUUUUAUAAUUUUCAUUCACUUUCUUUCUUAACACAUACUCUAUGUGGUAGUGGAACUGUGGACUAUGUCUCUAUUAUUAUUUUUUUAAAAAAAAGGAAAUAAAGAAAGAAAACACUGUAUGGCCAACUUUCUAGUUUUAGCAUGUAUGAACUCUAAUACAAGAGGAGGGUCCUCUCAUUAAAUAAUAAUAAUAAAAAAAAAAUUAAAAAAAAAAUUCAAUUAUAUGUCCUUGGCACAUACCUCUCCCUUCUCCUACAAACAAAGUUAUAAAUCAUAAUUGAUCCACAAUCUUAGAACUUCAUUUUUAUCACUAACAAUUAAAUAAACUCCCUAUAUAUCCUUAUUAUUAUUGCUAAUAUUCCUCCCUUCAUCAUUAAAAAAAUCCAAAAAUAUAAUAAAAUGCCAUCCAUUUAUUCAAUUCCAUUAAAAAAACUCCAAAAUCCAUCUUCCUUAAUUUCACUCCUACGUAACACAAACCCUAAUUAUGAAACUUCAUCCAAAAAAUCAACCUCUAAAAAACCCUCCUCCUCUAAAGGCGGUCUUUUAAAGAUGUUCAAGUUGUUCCCCCUCCUUACAUCCGGGUGUAAGGUGGUGGCACUACUCGCGAAGUCCCACCACCUUCGCCGUCCCAUGAUAUCCGAUCAUGCAACCAUCAUCACCCUCUUUGGCACGAGGCGAGGUCGUAUAACCCUAGCCAUCCAAGAAAACCCUCAUAGCAUACCUUUCUUUAUGAUUGAGCUACCUAUCCUUAGUUCAACUUUUUACAAAGAAAUGUCAUGUGACAUUUUAAGGGUUGCCCUAGAAAGUGAGACUAAAACACACAAAAAAAAGGUUAUGGAAGAAUUUGUUUGGGCUAUUUAUUGUAAUGGUAGGAAAGUAGGGUACUCCAUUAGAAGGACUCAAUUGUCCGACGAUGAAGUCCAUGUUAUGCAAAUGCUUCACGGUGUGUCUAUGGGUGCCGGAGUUUUACCUCCUUCACCUAAUGAUCAGCAACAACGUCGUAGUCGUGAUCAUCGUAACGAUGGUGGUGGUGGUGAUGGUGAUGAGAAGAUUGAGAAAGAUGAUGGUGAUCAAUUUACUUAUUUGAGAGCAAGAUUUGAUAGAGUUGUAGGGUCUAAGGAUUCUGAGGCAUUGUAUAUGAUUAAUCCUGAUUAUUCUGAAGGGCCUGAGUUGAGUAUUUUCUUUGUAAGAGGUUCAUUUAAGUAGAUUUUUUGUGUUAAUUUUUGUACUUAAUUAAUUAUAUCAAUUCAAAUCAUAUAAAUGUAAUAUCUUUGUCAAGAUAAGUUCGUUGAUAAAAAGAAAGGUGCAAAUCUACAUGUACAAUAAUAUUGCUAUAAAAAAAUG